GAAGCCAAGUGACAAACGAGUUGUUGACAUGAGUGCGAACGGGAGUAAAGCGCGCGUGUGCGGAGAACGCGAUUUUUGAAAAAAUUUCAAAUUUUCCAAGUGUGUAAUGCAUAAUGCAGUUGUGUCUACUGAUCGGAUUUAACGAAAACUAACAAAUUUAAUGCACUUGCUCAGUGCAAUAAGAGACUAAAACGCGAUAUUAGCAACAAGUGCAACGAAGUGAAAAAUUAUAUUAUGUGAAUAAUUGUGGUAACGAAACAUGAAAGUAUGUAAUAAAAUAUAAGCGAAAAAUUAACCAACGAACGUGUCGGUGAGAUUGUGCAAAAUUAAGAAAGAAAGUAAGCAAUAACUAAGAAUUGAUAAAAAAUGCCAUAAGUGCCGACAACGUCGAACCAACGGCGACGAAACUAAAUGUAAACGUUUAUAAUGCAAAAGCGGUGAAGCAAAAGAAAAAAACGACAAGUGUAUAACAAAGUGAAGUGUCUUUCAAUUUAAUUAUCUAAACGUCUACGAAAAAUAUAAAUAAAUGAAUUACUGCCGAAUUCAAAACGAAUGUGUGACUCAUUAGCUAUUGAUAAAAAUUUAACUUAGUGUUGUGUACUAGAAAGUGAAAAUAUUUGUAAAAAAGUGUUUGUAAAGUUUAACGAAUAAUUGUUUGUCAAGAGAAAUAACGUAAAAAAAUUGUGAAAAAUGAAGGUCACCGUUUGUUUUGGUGCCAUCCGCAUUGUUGUGCCAUGUGGCAAUGGCGAUUUGCUGGUGAAGGAUCUUAUCAACGAAGCAACCAGGCGUUACAAGAAAGCAGCGGGAAAGGAGCCUGAUUCUUGGGUUGCCGUACACCAUCUACAAACACAGUCGGGCAUACUCGAUCCCGACGAUUGUGUCGGCGAUGUAGCCGAUGAUCGCGAACAAAUACUUGCCAGCUUCGAUGACUCCGGUCCGGAUCCGGGUGUGCCGCAAGGUGGCGGCGAUGGUGCCUCUGGCAGCUCUUCGGUGGGCACUGGCUCGCCCGAUAUCUUUCGUGACCCCACCAACACAGAUGCGCCCACAAAUGGGCAACGUGGCGAUGCUGCAACGCCGCACAUUGAAGUCACCAGCACUACUGCCUGCCCCAUUCCCGGCUUGGGUUUGCAAGUGCGUCGCAGCAGUGAUCCGAAUUUGCUCGCCUCGCUGAAGGCGGAGGGUGGCAAUAAACGCUGGUCAGCAGCAGCGCCACACUGCGGCGGUGAUUCACCCGAUCGUGUGCUGCUCGAUAAGAGCGGCUAUUUGACGCCACAGUGGGAGGAGGAAGACGAUGGGCAACAGCAUGCGACAGCCGCACCGACGCAACAACCGUUCGCACGCUCCGGUCGCUUGUCCAUGCAGUUUCUUGGCGAUGGCACGGGCUAUAAAUGGAUGGAGGCCGCCGAGAAGUUACAGCAUCAGCAGCAGCAGCACCCGCAACAGCAGUCGUCACAUCAGUAUGCGUCACAGGGACAAAUGUACACCACCAAGUCGCUGCCGCGUGAAAGUAAGCGUAAAGAGCCGCUCGGUCAGGCUUACGAGUCGAUACGCGAAAAAGAUGGCGAAAUGUUGCUCAUCAUCAAUGAGUAUGGUAGUCCGUUGGGUCUGACGGCCAUACCGGAUAACGAACAUGGCGGCGGUUUGCUGGUGCAGCACGUGGAACCGGGCAGUCGCGCUGAACGCGGCCGCUUGCGUCGCGGCGAUCGCAUACUCGAAAUCAAUGGCACUAAACUGAUCGGUCUAACCGAGGGUAAGGUGCAGGACUAUCUACGACGUUCGCUCGAAGCUUCCGAAUUGCGUGUGCGCGUGUUGCGCGCCAGUGGUAGUAACGCUAACCAACGUAGCGUCAGCAAAUCGCGGCGUCGCGACUCUAAAGUCGCCGAAAUGAUUGAGGCGGAAGAGAAAUUGGCCUCAACCGUAGAGACGAAGGUGGCGACUGUCUCGCCCACACGUAAGCCACAUACGGCGCCAGUGGGCACAUCUCUACAGGUCGCGAAUACGCGUAAGCUCGGUCGUAAGAUCGAAAUUGUGCUGAAGAAGGGUCCGAAUGGUCUCGGUUUUUCUGUGACAACACGCGAUAAUCCAGCCGGUGGCCAUUGUCCGAUUUAUAUUAAGAAUAUACUGCCGCGUGGCGCUGCUAUCGAGGAUGGUCGUUUGAAACCAGGCGAUCGCUUGCUCGAGGUGGACGGUGUGCCGAUGACUGGCAAAACCCAAACGGAUGUGGUCUCCAUUUUGCGCGCUACGCAACCCGGUGCUACGGUGCGUUUAGUAGUAUCGCGUCAGCAGGAAUUGGCCGAACAGGAUGAGCGGGAAAUUAACUACGACGAGAAAGAGCGUGACGUAAUGAAUACACCACCAAAACCGCCAGCGCCGGUGUUACCCUCUUCUUUACAAAAGCAGCAGCAGCAAGAUAAGCUGCCGAACGGCGUUAAGAAGUCCAACAGCGCACGCUCACUCUUUGAGCAGCACCAACAGCAGGCACAGUAUCAGCUGAACGAAUCCCAGCACUUUAUAGAUGCAGGCAGCGAGUCGGCAGCUUCAAGCGAUAGCUUACAAGCGGGCAUCGCAUGGCGCUCACGCGAAGUACUCACACUACACAUACCAGUACACGAUACAGAGAAGGCCGGUCUUGGUGUCAGCGUAAAAGGCAAGACCAGUUCGAAUUCCAACAGCAGCAACAAUUCAAUGAAACACGACGGUGAUUUGGGUAUUUUCGUGAAGAACGUCAUACAUGGUGGCGCCGCAUCACGUGACGGACGUCUACGCAUGAAUGAUCAACUCUUGAGUGUUAACGGUGUCUCGCUGUUGGGUCAAAAUAACGCGGAGGCAAUGGAGACGUUGCGUCGUGCCAUGGUCAACAAUCCCGGUAAGCAUCCGGGCAUGAUAACGCUAUCGGUGGCACGCAAGAUCGCACGCUCCGCCAGUUCGGGUGACAUACUCGAGCAGACCAAUAGCAGCUCGAAUGCCAGCGAUAAUUCCGGCGCAACAGUGAUCUAUCUGAGUCCGGAGAAGAAGGAAGCACGCAGUGGAGCUGGUGGCUGCGCAACAAAUGAAAUGAACAGAUGGAGCAAUCCCGUAUUAGAUCGUCUAACCGGUGGAGUUUGCUCGUCGAAUUCAUCACAACAGGCGCGUCGGCCCUCACGCGAUCACUUGAACGCUGGCGGUGGGGUUGCAGGUGGUAUUGGCGGUGCGCCCGGUAGCGCCGGCCUUCACGGCUUGCGCAAUGAGAGCUAUUACAUGGCAACAAAUGAAACGUGGUCGCCAGCUUUGCAUCAUCAGAAGCUGAUGAAUGGCCACGUCAACAACAACACAGUUUUAAUUGAAGACGAUCCAGAGCCAAUGUCACCCACACUGCCCCACCAUCCCAACGAUUCAGUGUGCACACAAAGCAGCAAUGGUGGCCAAAACACGACCACAGCCGCACCGGGCUUCGAUGCCACAUACUCGUCCCAGUUGAGUCUCGAAACGAACAACUCCGGUGUGGAGCACUUUUCUCGCGACGCGCUUGGACGUCGUUCAAUAUCGGAGAAACAUCACGCCGCGCUGGAUGCACGCGAAACGGGCACCUACCAGCGCAAUAAGAAGUUGCGCGAGGAGCGCGAACGCGAGCGCCGCAUACAACUAACCAAGUCUGCCAUAUACGGUGGCUCCAUGGAGUCGCUGACAGCGCGUAUUGCCAAUGCGAAUGCGCAAAUACCCGGCUAUAAGCACACGAAGACCGCUUCCGGCGUGGAAGCGCAACAAUUGCAAGCGGAGGCGCGCGAUCAAGUCGGCGACUUGGGUCCCUCACUGGGUUUGAAGAAAUCCUCAUCGUUGGAGUCGCUGCAAACCAUGGUGCAAGAGAUACAAAUGUCCGAUGAGCCGCGCGGUCCGACGGCAUUACGUGCGCCGCGCGGACGCGGACGUGAGGACAGCUUGCGCGCCGCUGUGGUGGCGGAUCCCGAGGCGGGCAAACCACGCAAACACUGGCUGCUCGAGGAGGGCACCGAUCAGGAUGGCGGUUUUGCGCAUCGCAACGGACCCUUCCAGAGUUCGCUGAACGACGGCAAGCAUAAGUCACGCGCCAAGAAGCCGAGCAUAUUGCGCGGCAUCGGGCAUAUGUUUCGUUUCGGCAAGAAUCGCAAAGAUGGCGUUGUACCGAUAGAUGCGCAAGCCGCUACGUUGGCUGAGCGCCCGCCAGCUUCGCUGCCCAACAAUCAGCUGCCUGCCGCCGCUUUAGCCGCGCUCGAUCGGAAUACGAAGCUGGUGCCGCCAGCCUACCAACCGCCGCCGCCCUUACCGCCUGCCAACAGCACCGGCAGCGGUGGCAGUGGCGCAAAUGCUGGCGGUGGCGUGGGUAAUUUGUCGUCGAACUCGAAUGGCAUACACCACAAUGAUAUUUUCAAUCAUCGCUAUCAGCAUUAUGCCAACUACGACGAACUGCAUCAGCAACAGAUGAGCAGCGAAAGCGAAAACACGGCAACUAAACAAAAUCAAAAUAGUACAGACGUUUUAUCGGAGUCGACAUUAGAAUGCAUGCGGCAACAAGUUAUCAGGCAGCGCAUUAAAGUCGAGGCGGAAAGCUUUACCCCUAGAUAUGUGCGUUUGAAAUCGGAAGAUUGGAUUUGCUUUGAAUUGAAUCGCCGUCAUCAGCAUUACCAUUCGCAACGCAGCGCCCGCUCACAGGACAUCAACUUGCAACAUCAUCAUCAUCACGCCGCCAUGUUGAGCAACAGCGGCAGCGCUGCCGACAAGAGCAGUCUGCUGCGACCCACAUCCACAUACUAUGAGUACGAGACGGUGCAGCACAGUGUGAGUCCAGCUGCGGCGGCGGCGCAACAUCAUCAGCUGCGCAAUGGCAGUCUCAAGCAAAACGGACAUCACUCACCGAUAACGGUGAAUGGCGUGCAGCAGCAGCAACAACAACAGCAGUCACAUCAGCAACACAACAACAGCAAUCAACAUCAUCAACAGCAACAACAACAAGCACAACAGCAAACAGUUGGACCACCACCACAAGCGCAACCACACUGGAAGGUAGCCGGCAUGAAUGGCUUCUCGCCCGCCUCACUCAACAGCAGCGCGCGCAGUCGCGGUCCCUUCGUCACACACGUGACCAUACGCGAUCAGAGCUCAGCGGCCAUCGCCGCACAACAACCCACAUACCAAACGGUACAGAAGCAGCAGCCGCAAUUCGCGAGCGCAGUCGUUAGCGGUGGCGCGCAGCCGCACGCAUCGAAAGUGUGACUAUAGGUGCCGGUGCUGCGCCCAAGGCGUGGCGUAGAACAAGCAAAACGCGCGACGGUUGGUGAUACAGCGUACGCUGAGCUGGCGCGCGAUGCGUGUGAUGUUGUUGGUGGUGGUAGAAAUGAUGAUGGCAGCAGCGCUGGUGGCGACAAUGACUACGAGGAUGUGGACUCGGAUGUGGUGGAGAUAUUCUACCUCGCCACCGAGUGUUAAAGCGUGUGUCGCCGUCGGCGGUUUUCUAAGUCAACAGCAAUACAAAAGCGUUCGUGUAACAAAAACAAAUUGGCUGAGCGAAAAAAGAAAAUUUGUAAAUAAAUUAUGUUCUAUGUGGCACACAGGAAUUGGUACGAAAUCCUUAAAUCAUGAGACUGCAACAAAACAAACAACAACAAAAAAUUAUCAAGUGCUGGCAUACAAUUACAAAAUGUGGAAUUUGUAAUCAUAAAUAUUUUAAGUAAUUAAAGUUUAAAUUAUGCAUAAAAGAAUUGUGUAAGCUGAGCGUUAACGGUAGUUGCAGCUAUUCUGCGAAAUUUACUGUUAUAUAACAUUACACGCAUACACUAAUAUACAUACAUUCCGUUGCAGCAUUCGCAUAGUUUGCAGCUUGAACAGUAUUGUUUUUAAUUUAAAAAAUAUUUAUAUGCAGCAAUGUCGUCUGCAUAGCGUUAAAAUAAAUCGAAUAUAUUGUAAAUUUUUUACAGCAAAUAACGAAACGAAAAAAAUCCCUACAUACAUAAAUAUACGAAGUAGAUUUAAGGAGCCAACUGCUCAAAGUGAGGUUAGGCGCGAACUAAACACUAAAAUUAAGUAAAAAAUAAAGCAGAAGUAUGCCAAUAAGCGCGUAAAUAAGUAGUUUUACAUUUAUUUACGUCAGAAAGCGAUAUAAUUUUCUUUAAAAAAUAUUAAAUUUCUUUAAAAAAUAUUUGGAAUAUUUUUUUUUAUUUUCUGCCUCUAAUAUAUAAUGCAAAGACACCAAAAUGCAGCAAAUUAAAGUUAUGUUAUAGCAGAAUAUGCUUAUACGUAAAUACAAUAUUCAUUAAUUAUUGUAUUCUUGUUUAAUUUAUAAUUAUUGUAACAACAAUUAAUAAUAAAUUGCGCGUGUAUACUUAUUUUCUUAAUAAUAACUAUUUGUUAGCUAUUUCUUUGUGCAUAUUUAGCAUAACGGCAAGCAUUUGUUGUUACUUUGCGUUACAACGCGGCAAUUAACACUUUUGAAAACAAAUUAUUGUAAUAAAUUAAUUUUUGAAAAUUUGAGCACAUAACCUAAAAGUGAAAAUUACACGCUAGCCUGCUUAUAAGUGGCCGUUAAAGUUCUAAAAAUGCAAACUUCGUUAUUUUUAACGCAAAGGUAAAUUAAUAGUUGAUAUUUAACAAUAGAUAUAGUUUUUGAAAAAUAUAUAUUGUCAUUUAAAUUUUAUUUGGAAAUAAUAUUUGUACUUGGAAAUAUUAUUGCUUAGCUUUAAAAGCCGUUGCCGUAGCUAAUUUAUGCAUAUGUACAUAUUGUAUUAUCCAGCAAGCUUUAUUAUUACAAAUUUAUUCUAGCUUCCGUCUACUUUUUUGCUACCUCUCUGCAUAAACCAAGUUUGUAAGAAUUUGAAAGAAAGAUUUUGUUACCACUAAAUACUAAUUUUCAUAGCAUUUAAAUAUGCCGAAUCGCACUAAAUAAUACUACAAUGAACUAUUUUGUUUCACAGUGUUGGACACUAAAGUAUGGCAAAGCAAAAUAUUACAAAAAUUAUUCUAUUGUUGGAAUUACUUCUUUCAUAAUUUUUUACAAAGAAAGUUCAUCCAUUCAACAAUUUAGGCGAUAUAUUACAAAAAUUUAAAUUCUUGCUUAUUAUAUGCUAGUUUUUAUAUAUAAAUAACAAAACUGCGAAAAAAUUCGUCCAAUUAUGUCUGAAUGUUGACUUUCAACAAUAAACAAUAACAAUAAAAUUUCCACUCGUACUCUACUCCACCUGCCACAGUGGAAGUAAAAUCCAAUUGGCUUCAGCGUAGCCACUUGUGUUUAUGAAAAAGCUUAAAACUUAUUUUCUACUUCAAUAAUUUCUAAUUAAAAGUUAAGAGCGUGCAUUUUCAUUCCAAAAAUAUUUUACAACUAUUGCUAAAUACCAACAACUAACUGUUUUUGUACUUUAGCAGUGCAAGCUAAGCGUUUGAAAUUAUUUACAGUGCAGAAUAAUUAAAUUUAUAUACAAAAAUACAUUUUUACAAUAUUUUUGAUAUUUAAAAUAAAUUAUAAAAAAUGAAAAAUAUAUAAAAUAAAUUAUAAAAAAUGAAAAAUAUUUAAAAUAAAAUAUAAAACGAAAAACAUACACAAAAUUAUGCAAAAACAACAAAAUACAGCAGAGUUUCGCACUUGCGAGUAAAAAAUAAUUCGCGUUGAAGAAAAAUUUGUAACAAAAAUGAAAAUGUAAAUACAAAUUUGCAUUAAAAACGAAAUAAAUGAAAAAUUCUAAGUUCAA
Bactrocera dorsalis (oriental fruit fly) is the source of this 7691-nucleotide messenger RNA. RefSeq names its product partitioning defective 3 homolog (gene baz). Lineage: Eukaryota; Metazoa; Arthropoda; Insecta; Diptera; Tephritidae. The record is from RefSeq and is a predicted model, not a curated record. Bases 691 to 5226 code for a protein of 1511 amino acids. The transcript is spliced from 11 exons. Gene Ontology annotation, molecular function: phosphatidylinositol binding; protein binding. Gene Ontology annotation, biological process: establishment of centrosome localization; establishment of cell polarity; intracellular protein localization. Gene Ontology annotation, cellular component: apical plasma membrane; adherens junction; apical junction complex.